CGGGCCCGGCUCGGUUCCGGCUCCCGCGGCGGGGCUGAGGCGGGCGGGCGCCGCCAUGGUGUGAGGGGCGGGGGCGAAGGGGCCGCGCCGGAGCCAUGAACCUGCUCCCGGCUAACCCGCACGGGAACGGGCUGCUCUACGCCGGCUUCAACCAGGACCAUGGAUGCUUUGCAUGUGGAAUGGAAAAUGGAUUCCGAGUUUAUAAUGCAGAUCCACUCAAAGAAAAAGAGAAACAAGAGUUUCUAGAAGGUGGUGUUGGCCAUGUGGAAAUGUUGUUCCGUUGCAAUUAUUUAGCACUAGUAGGUGGAGGAAAAAAGCCGAAGUACCCACCCAACAAAGUCAUGAUCUGGGAUGACCUGAAGAAGAAGACUGUCAUUGAGAUAGAGUUUUCCACAGAAGUCAAAGCAGUGAAGCUACGAAGGGACAGAAUUGUGGUAGUCUUGGACUCAAUGAUUAAAGUUUUCACGUUCACACACAAUCCCCACCAGCUGCACGUCUUUGAAACCUGCUACAACCCUAAAGGUCUCUGUGUCCUUUGUCCAAAUAGUAAUAAUUCUCUUCUUGCAUUUCCUGGAACACACACUGGGCACGUGCAGAUCGUGGAUCUGGCUAACACGGAGAAGCCUCCUGUGGACAUCCCAGCUCACGAAGGAGUCUUGAGCUGUAUCGCUUUGAACCUGCAGGGAACAAGAAUUGCAACAGCAUCAGAAAAAGGGACCCUCAUAAGAAUAUUUGAUACUUCAUCAGGGCAUUUAAUCCAGGAGCUACGUCGAGGAUCACAAGCAGCCAACAUAUACUGUAUUAACUUCAACCAGGAUGCUUCCCUCAUCUGCGUCUCCAGUGACCACGGCACAGUCCACAUUUUUGCUGCAGAAGACCCAAAAAGAAAUAAGCAGUCAAGUUUGGCCGCUGCCACCUUUCUCCCCAAAUACUUCAGUUCCAAAUGGAGUUUUUCCAAAUUCCAGGUUCCCUCAGGCUCUCCAUGCAUUUGUGCCUUUGGAACAGAGCCAAAUGCAGUCAUAGCAAUAUGUGCAGAUGGCAGCUACUACAAGUUCUUAUUCAACCAAAAAGGGGAAUGCUCAAGGGAUGUGUACGCUCAGUUCCUAGAAAUGACAGAUGACAAGCUCUGACUGAGGGGAGGGGAGUGCACGGCUCAAAGCACUGCCUCGGCCCCCCUGCACCUUUGAGGGACAGAUCUGAGGAUCCAGUACUGAUCCAGAAGUUCAGCAGAGCUCAUGGAGAAGCCUGGCUCAACAUGAUCACAAGCAGCUCUGAAGUAGUGGACUACGUAUGUUUGUUCUCAUUACUGCAAGUAUUCAUCAUUAAAAUCUCUUUGGGUUACUGUCACCAACUCAAGUUUUCAAGAUGUGGCUUUCAACAAACUUGUGCCUAUUGGGUUUCUCUUUAGUCCAAACUGUGACAUGACUGUAGCUCCAGCAAGAGUGCCUGCCACAGGGAAAGCUCUGCAGGGGCUGUCCACACCUUCGGCUGGCUUAGGAACAGGGACGUGAAAGCAGAAGAUUUUUGGCAUUGCUUCACUUCCACUGCAUGGCUGGGAGCAGGAGAACACUGGGUCAUGCUUUCUCCAGCAGGAGUCCUGCCUCCCCCUCCCCUGGCACAGCUGAGGGAACAGGAAAGGUGACAAGUAUGGAGCAAGGGACACCUGUAGAUCAUGUCCUGCUUGUCCUCUGACCUGGUGCCUGGGGCUGGGUGGCCCUGCCAGUGCUGCUUCAGGUGAGGGAUCAGCAGUACCUGUCCAAGGUGCCAGACUCUGAAGCAGCUGGAGGCACCUUUGGGCGAGGGCUGACCCAACUCCCCUGUCCUGUGUGAGCACAGCAAGCACCCAGGGCUCCUGCAGUUGUAGAGCCGAUUCCUUCCAUAAUCCAACAGUCAGUACUGGUGUGGCAGCUGUGACACUGCUGCCAAACUACUGCCAAACUGCUGCAGCUGGGAGGCUGCAGAGGCCAUUUCCAUGUCCAGCACAAGAACUGAACAAAGUGGCAGGAAGUUCCAUGUCUGCAAUGGCUUUAAACUUGCAAACUUGUCUUUUUUUUUUUUUUUUUUCCUUUGAGCUGUCACAUACUAUUGCUGCUGGCCCAGGGACAGGUAGGUUAGACUGAACCCACUGACUUGUACACUCUUCCCCAAAAAUUGUUACCCUAUUCCCUGCUGACCUAAGGCACAAGCUCCUAACCCAGAACCUGAGAUAGCCCCAAGUUCAGCAUCAGUGGCACUAAACACUGGGGCAGGGAGGUCUUGCUCUUCUGAAAGCUAAUUUCACAGAUGCUUCAGUCCUGACACUCUGACUUCAGUUGCAAACUCUCUAACUUUGACAAGUCCCUUUUAGAGUCAUGUAACCUACUAAGGACUAACUUACCAUGUUGAUGUCAAGGUUGCAUGUUGCUUUUAUGCGUAUUUAACCACAGGAAUUGUUUUGCACACUUAUUUGUAAUAUGUUAUUUCUUUUAAAUAAAAGUGACUAACUUUGCUGUAUUCACCUGUAUGGUCACAGGCAUGGUUUCCAUUGCUUCAGGCUGGGGAAUAAACAUGUGAGUCAAUAGUGGUGACUGGUGAAGGACAGGAGCUGAACCUGCUGCAUGAAGAGGGGACAGGAGCACGUGAGCCACUGCCUGGGACAGGCACCUUGUUGUCUGUCCAACUUGCCAGAGCAAACCAGCUCUUGUUCAGCACUUACCUCACCAUUGCCCCACUGCUGGGCUGAGGCUCCUCAGCUUGGAAGAGCUGGAGCAGCAGAAGGACCUGGAAGGUCAUUUUGCAGAGAAGGAUGCGAUGGGGAAGCGCUGGAGCCGCUCCCCAAGGGUGAUGUACAUCCCUCCCAGCACCAGGAAACUCCUCAACUCCUCCAUGCAGCUCUGCUGGGCCUCAGCUCUGCUGCACCAACCCCCUGCCCUCCUGUCUCAUCCUAGAGCUAACAAGAGACUGAACACACAUUUCUGGGGAAGAUUUAAACUCUUCUAAACAUGUAAAAGCUUCCUUGAACCUCUGCUCCAAUGUGGCAGCAGGAAUGGAACUAACACACCUGUGCAGGCAGCCAGUAGUGCUACACUACCCUGGAAUGCCCUAAUACACCUCAGAUUUCUUGUGCUACCUGCAAAGGGCUGUGAUUAGGUACAGCUGUUGUACAGUGAACAAAUCCAACACAGGACUGAGUGUUCCCAGCUGGCUCUGGCCCCAGGCUGCUCUGCCAGUGCUUUACUGCAUCACUCGCUGCAGCACUGCCUCUGUGGAUGAAUUUACCCAGUGUUUGCACAGCUCUACAAUCAUGGAACAGUGCUCAGUCAGUCACUUUUUGGGAAAAGGAAUGGUGCGUUGAGGAUUGUGGGCUCUGCACCUGGCACUGAUGGACUGAUGGUGAUAGCAGAGGGCCACAGGAUCACCCCCAGCCACCAGGAAAGCAGAGAGCUGGCACAGCAAGUCUAACACACAACUGUUCCUGGAACACAACCUAUUGCCACCAGCAGCUGCUCUUAAAUACAGGGAUUAGCAGUUUCUUUUGUAUUAAAAAGUAACUCAAC
Messenger RNA from Oenanthe melanoleuca, 3536 nucleotides. It is a transcript of the gene WDR45B, whose product is annotated as WD repeat domain 45B. The coding region runs from base 96 to 1130 and encodes 344 amino acids. Lineage: Eukaryota; Metazoa; Chordata; Aves; Passeriformes; Muscicapidae. Gene Ontology annotation, cellular component: phagophore assembly site membrane; cytosol; extrinsic component of membrane. The transcript has 10 exons. Gene Ontology annotation, biological process: protein lipidation; nucleophagy; protein localization to phagophore assembly site. The record is from RefSeq and is a predicted model, not a curated record. Gene Ontology annotation, molecular function: phosphatidylinositol-3-phosphate binding; protein binding; phosphatidylinositol-3,5-bisphosphate binding.